Messenger RNA from Manduca sexta (tobacco hornworm), 500 nucleotides. RefSeq lists its product as uncharacterized. The record is from RefSeq and is a predicted model, not a curated record. Lineage: Eukaryota; Metazoa; Arthropoda; Insecta; Lepidoptera; Sphingidae. The transcript has 3 exons. The coding region runs from base 147 to 485 and encodes 112 amino acids.
UAUCGAGUCAUUUUGUUUACUCACAACGCUCGCGUAAGACGGCGAUCAAAACAAAAACAAUAUUCUCAUAAUGUGUUUACAUUGUUCGGUGAACAGACGUGAUUAAAUGUGUAAUAAUUGUAAUUCGAAUUAAAUAUUUUUAAAUAAUGGAUAGAAUCGGUUCGAGAGGAUGUAACGUCAGCAGCUUGGACACCAUGUACACAGAUUUUGACGGCUGGACCAGAAGAUUUACACAGAUGUAUAGAAGGUCGACACAUUUCCCCGCAGAAACUAGAACGACCAUAGACAAAGCGGAAUGCAUCGACAACCGAUUAAUAUUACUUAAUAUCCAUAAUAUUUUAUUGAAUGGACCGAAGAAGCCGCAUAACGAAAUAUAUUCAAAUGAUUAUUUAUACCACACCGUAUUCAGAUUUGUAAAUGACAAUCAAAAGAAAGUAUACAUAUGUAAAUUGUGUCUUUUUGUUUUUCUUUCAUCUCAUUUUUAAACAGUGUCAUUUUGA